This is a messenger RNA of Perca flavescens (yellow perch), 2763 nucleotides long. RefSeq names its product tripartite motif-containing protein 16-like. NCBI's taxonomy places the organism in Eukaryota, Metazoa, Chordata, Actinopteri, Perciformes, Percidae. The record is from RefSeq and is a predicted model, not a curated record. The transcript has a single exon. Bases 545 to 2203 code for a protein of 552 amino acids. Gene Ontology annotation, molecular function: zinc ion binding; protein binding.
GACCUGUAGCAGUUGUUUUGUGUUUAGUUUUGUAUGUGGUUGGAGGUUGAGGACCUUAGGUAAGUUGGGGUACCUUGUACAUUUUAACACGCACGUUAAAGUCACACUAUGCAACUUUUCCAGCUUCGGUCCCCCUACAGGUUAAAUAUGCAAAUACAGCUCGCGAGUAAAGUUGCAUAGUAUGCCUUUAACUUUGUAUAGAUACACAAGGUUUACUGGUCAGUGCCACCCGUGUAUGGUUCUGUUAAGCACUUUUUUUAGAGAAGAAGGCAAGGUUUUUUGUUUGUGUUCGUGUUUAAAAGUAGUAGUAUAGUAUUGAAACAAGUCAUAGUGUUAAAAAAAAGUCAUAGAAUAGUAUUGAAAAGUCAUGUAAUAAUGUAUUUCCUUGUUACUUCCCUUCAGUGAGUGUAACUGAAGUGUGAAAAAAAGUGUGAAAUCUGAUAGCCCGUUCACUGCACAAUGACUUGCUGUUCAGAACACAGCUCUGACUAGUGUCACAUAUCAGGAAGAGAGACUCCGAUGAGCGUUGUCACUGAGAACAGAAAUGGCGCAGAAAGGAGUUCACCUGGACAGGGAAAAUUUCUCCUGUUCCAUCUGUCUGGAUCUACUGAAGGAUCCGGUGACUACUCCCUGUGGACACAACUACUGCAUGAACUGUAUUCAAAGCCACUGGGAUGAAGAGGAUCAUAAGAACAUCCACAGCUGUCCUCAGUGCAGGCAGACAUUCACACCGAGGCCUGUCCUGCUGAAAAACACCAUGUUAGCAGAUUUAGUGGAGGAGCUGAAGAAGACUGGACUCCAAGCUGCUCCUGCUGAUCACUGCUAUGCUGGAGCUGAAGAUGUGGCCUGUGAUGUCUGCACUGGGAGAAAACUGAAAGCACACAAGUCCUGUUUGAUGUGUCUGAUGUCUUACUGUGAUAAACACCUCCAGCCUCAUUAUGAUGUUCCUCAAUUAAAGAAACACAAGCUGGUGGAGCCCUCCAAGAAGCUCCAGGAGAACAUCUGCUCUCAUCAUGAUGAGGUGAUGAAGAUUUUCUGUCGUACUGAUCAGCAGCUAAUCUGUUAUCUCUGCUUAAUGGACGAACAUAAAGGCCACGACAUAGUUCCAGCUGCAGCAGAAAGGACUGAGAGGCAGAGAGAGCUCGAGGGGAGUCCACUAAAGAUCCAGCAGAGAAUCCAGGACAGAGAGAAAGAUGUGAAGUUGCUUCAACAGCAGGUGGAGGUUAUCAAUGACUCUGCUGAUAAAGCAGUGGAGGACAGCGAGAAGAUCUUCUCUGAGCUGAUCCAUCUCCUGGAGAAAAGAAGCUCUGAUGUGAAGCAGCAGGUCAGAUCCCAGCAGAAAAGAGAAGAGAGUCGAGUCAAAGAGCUUCAGGAGAAGCUGGAGCAGGAGAUCACUGAGCUGAAGAGGAAAGACGCUGAGCUGAAGAAGCUCUCACACACAGAGGAUCACAACCAGUUUCUACACAACUACCCCUCACCGUCACCACUCAGCCAAUCAGCAUCCAGCAUCCAUAUCCGUCCUCUGAGCUACUUUGAGGACGUGACAGCGGCUGUAUCAGAAGUCAGAGAUAAACUACAGGAUGUCCUGAGAGAGAAGAGGACAAACUGCUCACUGACAGGGACUGAGGUGGAUGUUUUACUGCCACAACCAGAGCCCAAGACCAGAGCUGACUUCUUAAAAUAUUCACGUGACAUCACACUGGAUCCAAACACCGCAAACACACAUCUGUUAUUAUCUGAUGGGAACAGAAAAGCAACAUAUAUGAGACAACAUCAGCUUUAUUCUAGUCACCCAGACAGGUUCACUGUAUGGCCUCAGGUCCUGAGUAGAGAGGGUCUGACUGGAUGUUGUUACUGGGAGGUGGAGAGGAGAGGGGAAGGAGUACAUGUAGCAGUCGCAUACAAGACUAUCAGCAGAGCAGGGGAGGAUUGUGGAUUUGGAGAAAAUGACAAAUCUUGGGCGUUAGAUUGUGAGAAUAAUAGUCAUUCAUUUUGGUACAACAAUGUUCAAACUCCCGUCUCAGGUCCUGUGUCCUCCAGAGUAGGAGUGUACCUGGAUCACAGUGCAGGUAUUCUGUCCUUCUACAGCGUCUCUGAAACCAUGACUCUCCUCCACAGAGUCCAGACCACAUUCACUCAGCCUCUCUAUGCUGGACUUUAUCUUUAUUAUGGACACACAGCUGAGUUGUGUGAACUGAAAUAGACAGAAGUCAUUUAGGGUUAAUCUCUGUGUUUUAACUCUUCAGCUUAUUUAGUCUCCAUGUUUGUUGCUGAGAGAUGAUCGUUGUGACAUUUCUUCACUGUACAGAGAUCAGCUGUCAGUCAAACAUUAUGGGAUGUCCUUUGACAUCUUGUCAUUAGUUCUUGUGUAAAUGUUUGAGUAUCUUUAGGUGACUCCUUCCUGUGUCUGUUUAGCCACGGAGGCUAUCACUGCUCAUGAUGAUGUUUGUUGACCUGAACUGAGAAUGAAAACUUCUCUGCUCUCUAAAUGUUUGAUGAAUAUUUGUAUCGAUGUAUUUGUAUGAUGUUGUUUCUCUUCCACAUCAUGGGUCUGAAGAGAGAAAGCACCAGACCUCCUUUAUCCUCUAUACUUUGUUCUCUUUGUAAAGAAAUCUAUAAUCACAUGUAUCUGUUUAUACUGAUCAUAAUCCAUAAGGAAAUUAUUGUCUUUAACAUAUCUGAGAUUUAUAUAAACUGAUUGUGUGGAUGAAAUAAAUCUGUACAUACAUUUCAUAGAACAGACUUUACUGAUGGGAUGUGUGA